AUGAACGAAGAAAAGUUUUUCGCCAUCGCCGACCACAACCUGACAGUGGUAGCUCAAGAUGCUGCAUACAUAAAACCUAUAACCACCCCUUACAUCAUGAUAACUCCAGGCCAAACCAUGGACAUUUUAGUCACUGCAAACCAGCCUCCCAGCCACUAUUACAUCGCUGCUACUUCUUUUGUUGACGGGAAUGUUGCAUUCCACAACGGCACCACCACUGCAAUUCUUGAAUACAACGGCAACUACAGCACCCCCUCAACCACUCCCUUCCCGACUCUUCCAGAUCACGAUGACGACACAGCUGCUGAAAACUUCACUAAGCAAGUGAGGGCCUUGGCAAGCGAAGACCACCCUAUUAGUGUCCCCUUAAACAUCUCAACGUCGAUGUACAUCGCUGUUUCAAUAAAUGAAAGGAUUUGCACAAAUUCUUCUUGUGCUGGGCCAGAUGGAAAUGCGCUUGCUGCAAGCUUAAACAACAUCAGUUUUCAGACUCCAUCUAAUAGUGUACUGCAAGCAUAUUAUGGACAUACCACCUUAUUUUAUAACUUCACGGGAGACGUAGCAAACAACACAAUAUAUCCAAGCUUUGGGACGAGGGUGAGGAUGAUCAACUAUGGUGAAGGAGUUGAGAUAGUCUUCCAAGGGACCAGCAUCAUUGCACCUGAGAACCAUCCAAUGCAUCUCCAUGGUUUCAGCUUCUAUUUGGUUGGAACUGGUUCUGGGAAUUUCAACAGUACGACGUCGCCUACGACCUACAAUUUGGUUGAUCCACCAGAAGUAAACACCAUUGGAGUUCCAAAGAAUGGAUGGGCAGCCAUCAGAUUUGUAGCUGAUAAUCCUGGAGUAUGGUUUAUGCACUGUCACUUGGAAAGGCAUGCCAGCUGGGGAAUGGACACUGUGCUCAUUGUGAGGAAUGGAAAUACCAGUGAAAGCACGAUUCUUGGACCACCUGCUUAUAUGCCUCCUUGUUCCAACUCUUAA
This is a messenger RNA of Prunus armeniaca (apricot), 981 nucleotides long. The record is from the annotation of a GenBank genome assembly. Lineage: Eukaryota; Viridiplantae; Streptophyta; Magnoliopsida; Rosales; Rosaceae.